CGAGAUCCUGCAGAACAGUUCCCUAAUUACGAGGCACAAUGUACUUCUCUUUCGGUGUUGUCCUUGCUGCUCUGCUCGGCAUUGCCUCUGCACACUUCCAACUGCAGUAUCCUCCUCCCCGUGGACCCUUCGUCAUGUCCUCGGAGCCCACCUUUUGCGAUGGCUAUCAGAACUCUGUUAGCAAUCGUACCGUGUUCCCGUUGAAUGGUGGAAGUAUCUCUCUCAACAGCGAGCACCCACUGUGGACACUCGGAGUUCAGCUCUCCACGCUUUCUAACCCGCAGAACUUUGGCAACUUUACCGAGGCCGUGCCAUGGGUCCAGGUUAACGGCGAAGGCCUCUACUGUUUCCCGGUAGACCUUGCAACAUCCGGCCUUUCCGGCGUUCAGGACGGAGCUAACGUCACCCUUCUGUUCGUAUUCGAUGGUGGCGAUGGCGAGCUUUUCCAGUGCGCCGAUUUGACGUUAAGUGCGAACGCCCCCGCAGCCAGCUUCACGUGCCAGAAUGCCACUGGUGAUAUCGCGACAACAAUCGCUGCGCCAUCUUCGUCUCCCGCAAGUAGCACCGGCGGCUCGGCUACGUCGUCGGCGUCGUUGUCGUCGACCGCGCCUUCCCAGACACCAACUGGUGCUGCCUCCUCAAAUGCCGUUGUCGGCUUCACUGGCCUGCUCAGCCUCGUUGCCAUUCUUGCUGUUGUGUAGAUAUCUUCAGGUCGGGUUGCAGGGUGUGUAGAGGUGAUGAGGAAUUUGUACAAGCUACUAUCCAGCUUCAUGAGCAUGUAGGACCAUCACUCCUCGGCCAAUGCGAUGAUGAAGUUGCUGCUGUAUGCGUCUCACCUCUGACGAA
Molecule: messenger RNA, 846 nt
Organism: Phanerochaete carnosa HHB-10118-sp
Lineage: Eukaryota; Fungi; Basidiomycota; Agaricomycetes; Polyporales; Phanerochaetaceae
Exons: 4
Coding region: 39-701 (220 amino acids)
Source: RefSeq, a predicted model, not a curated record